AAUGGCUGGAUGGAAAGGCGGAGGGGGAGGGACGGUCGGCCACUCCAAAGCGAAGGGACAGUCCUUGCCGUGGGCUUGCUGCCCGUCAGGGGGGCGCUAGCCGCCGGGCCCCUCGGCGGGCUGUGUCUGCGCCUCCUUCCCUUUCGCCUCGCGUGCUCUCGCAGGCAUGACUGGCAUUCUGAUGUGCGCUGCCGGGCUGCCCGUGUGCCUGACCCGGGCCCCAAAGCCCAUCCUGCACCCGCCGCCUGUGAGCAAGGGUGACAUCAGGCCGGUACCAGGGAUCAACGGCAUCUGCAGAAAAACCAAGAAGAAGCACCUGAAGAAGAGCAAGAACCCCGAGGACGUAGUGCGCCGGUACAGCCAGAAGGUGAAGAGCCCGCCUGACGAGGACUGCACCAUCUGCAUGGAGAGGCUGGUGACCUCGUCGGGCUACGAGGGCUUGCUCAGCCACAGGGGUGCCAAGCCGGAGCUGGUGGGCAAGCUGGGCAAGUGCGGGCACAUGUACCAUCUCCUCUGCCUCGUGGCCAUGUACAACAACGGCAACAAGGACGGCAGUCUGCAGUGCCCCACCUGCAAGGCCAUCUACGGGGAGAAGACGGGGACCCAGCCCCCCGGGAAGAUGGAGUUCCACCUCAUCCCUCACUCGCUGCCAGGCUACACGGAGUCCAAAACCAUCCGCAUCGUCUACGACAUCCCCACGGGGAUCCAGGGCCCAGAGCACCCGACUCCAGGGAAGAAGUUCACGGCCCGAGGCUUCCCCCGGCACUGCUACCUACCCGACAACGAGAAGGGCAGGAAGGUUCUGAGACUCCUGAUUGUGGCAUGGGAUCGCCGGCUCAUCUUCACCAUCGGCACGUCCAGCACGACGGGAGAGUGCGACACUGUGGUGUGGAACGAGAUCCACCACAAGACAGAAUUUGGAUCCAACCUCACCGGCCACGGCUACCCCGACCCCAAUUACCUGGACAACGUCCUGGCAGAGCUAAUGGCCCAGGGGGUCUCGGAAGCCAAUCUGAAGGACUGAGGACGCCUCCGCUCUCUGCUAGCCUGCUUCUCGGCAGCCACCCCCACCUGCAUCCGUGCGCGCUCACGAGGUCGUUCUCCACAUCGCCACGCCCGGGAGCCGCCCGCCUUCCCCGAGCUCGCUCUGCCGCCGCCUUGACCUCCAGCAGCCUUCUGGCUGCAGCGCUGGAUUGGCUGGGCCCCUCCACCCAGCGCGCUAGGCUGGCCCUGACACGCCGUGGGCCAGCGGCAGCCACACAAAGCGGGGCUGGCCGUUUUAUACUCUCGUGAGCUGUGAUUGUUCCCGUCAGAGACCCCAGCGCCCCACAGAGCUGUCUCUGUGCAGUUUGUCACCCACUAGAGCACCU
This is a messenger RNA of Pelodiscus sinensis (Chinese soft-shelled turtle), 1370 nucleotides long. Lineage: Eukaryota; Metazoa; Chordata; Testudines; Trionychidae. The record is from RefSeq and is a predicted model, not a curated record.